GUAUCAGAUGUGUAUGUGUGUCGAAUGAGUUCGAUGGAAUUGAGUUUCGCGCGCGUUAUAGCAAAUUCAUUCGAUUCAUAAAUUUCAACGAAUUUUGUUUUGUUUUUCGAUUCUCUCGAAACAAGAAAAUGAGUGGACGAAAAUUUUUCAAAUCUAAUCGAUCACAACGAUUAGAAGCAUCAUCAUCAUCAACAAUACGUCGUGAUGUUAUCGAUGAUUUCCUUUUAUCAAACGAUGAAAUUGAACCCAUAGAAUUAAAUAACAAACGAAAAUCCGAAAUCAUCAUUCAACAAGAACAAGAACAACCACAUCAACAACAACAAAAUGAUAAUGAUGAUGGAGAUGCGGAUAGUUCAGGAAUCGAUGAUGAUUUUGAAUUUGAUCAUUUUGGUGAAGAUGAUUUCGAACCAUUAUUUAUUCGAUGUUCAACACCAAAUCAUCAAGAGUUUGAUUAUCAUCAUAAUUUAUCGCAAUCGAUUAAUAAUAAUAUCGAAAGACCGAAAAUAAAUCCUUGGGAUAAAGCUUUAUCGGAAAAUGAAUCAUUAAAAGAAUGGGUAAAAAAAUUCAAUGAACAUAUUGAAAUGGUGGAUAACAGCGAAGUGGUUAUCAAAAAAAUUAAACAUUAAUAAGAAAAAGAAUUUAUCAUUUUUUUAAAAUUACAUUUUUUUUUGUUCAUUAAAAUUACAUUGAUUGGUGGUUUAAAAACACUGUUCUUUUUUACCGUUUCGAUAAUCCAAUCGAUUGAUUCUUUAAUACCAUCACUUGUUUUUAAAAAUGGAUUGAAUAUAAGAAAUGAAUUUCAAUCAAACAAACAAAGAAAAAU
Dermatophagoides pteronyssinus (European house dust mite) is the source of this 823-nucleotide messenger RNA. RefSeq lists its product as uncharacterized. The record is from RefSeq and is a predicted model, not a curated record. Lineage: Eukaryota; Metazoa; Arthropoda; Arachnida; Sarcoptiformes; Pyroglyphidae.